CCUCGGUGUGUGUGUUGAGUGCACUGAGGGCUCAGUCCUAGUCAAAAACAGUGAGUGCAAAGAGUAGGUGCCAUUGGGGGUGGGAAUACUGGAUGUGUUUGGACACUGCUAGCCCACUGUGGGCGUGUCCAGCCAUCUAACCCAACAGAAAACUUUGCCUUAUAAUAAACUUCGUGGUAGCUAGCUGUUACAUCACUCUAGAAGCAGUGUGAAAUCAUAGCUCAGGGCUGUAGUUUGCCAUGGAUUUCAUCUAGCAACACCAGUUUAAACACAAUCCCUAGAUAUUAUAUCUUAUCCAUUCUCAGUUUUGCUUCUUUGUAUGUGGUCAGUCCUUUUCUGUAUGGACAUUAGUGCUCGUUUUCAGGGAAGAGGGGAGUAAACUAGCAAAGCAGCCUGUCCUCCCCCCCCACCCCCCUUUUUUUUUCCCACCUUCUCCUUUGAAUGAGCAAGUAUACCUUCUGCAGCCUCUGAUGAUGAUAGACCUAGCUGCACAGAGCAAGGGAAGGAAAUCUGUGGUGGGGACAGGCACACGGAGCUAUGGCUCCCUCCUCCCUGAUGUUUUGUCCCAAAUGCUUUUCUGGGGCUCCCUGUCUUUUCCUCUGUAACGUAUAAGUAAUGACUCCUAAGUGCUAAUCAUUUUCGUUUGAAACAGAAGUGAUAUUUUUCUGCUCUCAGGAAGAGGAGAUAUUGAUCUUUACAAUAGGUGAUGUUCAGAUAUUUACGUAAAUGUAUUCAUUCUAGGAGACUAGUGCAAAACAAUCUUUUAGGUUUUGAAUUUUGCUUCCCAUGUGUAUUAAUAUGUAUAAUAAAUAAAUAUAUGUAUUUUUUUUCUUUUUCCUCCCCAGCAGCAAAAACAGAAGCAUGGCUGUGCUGUUGCAAGGCCUGUUUUUAUUCAUCAGUAACUAAAGAUCGCCUUUUUUUCGCAAUUCUCUGCCAAAAACCAAAGAGUGGAGCUGCAGAUACCCAUUAUUUCUGCGUAGACAAUGAACUUGUGUAUGCAAACUUCUAUAGAGAUUUUGGACCACUAAAUCUGGCAAUGGUCUACAAAUACUGCUGCAAACUAAACAAGAAAUUAAAGUCAUUUUCAUUGAUAAAGAAGAAAAUAAUUCAUUAUACUGGCUUUGAUCGAAAAAAGCAAGCAAAUGCUGCGUUUCUCAUAGGCUCCUACGCAAUAAUAUAUCUGAAAGAAUCACCAGAAGAUGCAUACAAGCUUGUUUUGGCUGGCAGUGUUUCAUAUCUUCCUUUCAGGGAUGCUUCAUUUGGUACUUGCAGUUUUCAUCUAACUUUGCUGGAUUGUUUUCAUGCAAUAAACAAGGCUUUGCAGUAUGGUUUUCUGGAUUUUGAUGAAUUUGAUGUAAAUGAAUAUGAGCAUUAUGAGAGAGCAGAAAAUGGAGAUUUUAACUGGAUAAUACCAAACAAAUUCAUUGCCUUCAGUGGACCUCAUUCAAGAAGUAAAAUUGAAAAUGGCUAUCCACAUCUUGCUCCAGAAGCUUAUUUCCCAUAUUUCAGGAAACAUAAGGUCACCACUAUAAUACGCCUCAACAAAAAAAUGUAUGAUGCCAGACGUUUUACGGAUGCUGGAUUUGAGCAUUUUGACCUCUUCUUUGCUGAUGGAAGCAUACCUAAUGAUACCAUCGUUAAAGCAUUUCUAAGUAUUUGUGAAAAUGCUGAAGGUGUUAUAGCCGUUCAUUGCAAAGCUGGUCUUGGACGAACUGGCACACUUAUUGCCUGUUAUAUUAUGAAGCAUUAUCGAAUGACAGCUGCUGAAACUAUUGCCUGGAUUAGGAUAAACAGACCAGGUUCAGUGAUCGGACCACAACAGCAUUUCCUAAUGAAGAAACAGCCAGAACUUUGGAGAGAAGGAGAUCUUUUCCAUCAAAAGUUGAGACGGAACUGUAAAAUGGGUGUAACAAGAAUCGUGUCAGGAGUAGGUCAUAUUUCAAUUAAUGGUAUUAGAAACAGGAGGACAAUCCAAAACGACACUGAACUGUACAGUGAUGAAGAUGAAACAGACAGUAUAACGCAAGGUGAUAAGCUUCGUGCUUUGAAAAGUAAAAGGCAGGCAAAAUCUACAACUGCAUCUCCACAAAAAGUAAUUCUGCAGUCCAGUGUUCAGAAAAAUAAAACCUCUGAACCUAGCAUUUCUGACAGUACAAACAUUACUAAAAGAACUACCAGAUCUGCAGCAAGAAACAAAAGUAUAAAAAGCAGCCAGUCCACCACAAGAACUAGAACAGUAUUGCGUUAAAAUUUCAAAUUGGCAAGCUGUGUUGAAAGGGGAUAUCCAGGCAUGAAGGGGAUACAACUUGAAGACACUUGAUUGCAGUUCUAGGAAGAUGUCUUUGGCUCCACUUAAGCAGAAGAAACUCAUUCAUACUUGUAAAAUAAAACUGGCAACAUGCUUGGCAUACAGUUUCUUAAUUACUAAUACUUCCUCAAGCAAAACCAACAAAAUAGUGUAAAUUCAGACUCAGGUGUAAAUACUUGAGCUCUCUAUUGUAAAGAGGGCUCCCUACCAUAUAUGAUGCAUGUGCAUAAAAUGUGAUGGCAAUCACAGCUGCUGACCACCAGAAGUGAGAAAAUGGUGGGAGUUUUUAAUAUGUAAAUCUGUGUUGUUCAUUCAGACUGGACUUAGGUCUCCACUUGAGACUGAAACUCUACCACGGAGGUUUUUUACUUAUAGGAUUGGUACUCUCUUGUGUUAACUGGCUAUUCUUUCUUAUUUUAUAUGAAUUUUUUUUUAUGAAGUCCUGGUGUUGAGAACAAAGUAACUAUUGUCCACCAAAGAGUGCUUUAAAGACUGUGAUUUUUUUUUUAAUUUUAAUUUUUUGGGGAAAAAAAAAAACAAAAACCAACUGAAAGCAAUUAUAUUGUUUUUAAUAGCGAUAGAUUUUCAGUUGUUCCCAACCACUGGCUCUUUUAUCUGUUUGUAAUUGCUUUAAAUCCAGUAUGAUUGUAAGAAGGAGGAAAAACAUUUAAAGCAGUGAAAUGUCAUUACUCUUUCUUUUCAUAUCAUCACAUCUUUUAGAUGAAUCUUUAGAUUACCAUAUCUGAAAGAUAAGACGUUUUUGGCAGGACGUAUUGGUAGAUUUAAUAAGUUACGAAUGUUACUGGCUUUUUGCUUGAAUGUACUUAAUGAGUGCAGCACAUUAAAAAAAAAGAAAAAAGAAAAGAAAUAUACACUUCCUGUGCAACUGAAAUUGAUAAUGGAACUCUGGAGCAGAUACAGUUGGGAACAUCUAAUUACAAUGAUUAAAAAACUGUUACUUACUUCUCAGUUAAAAGCAAUGAAAUUUUUUUAGCAAUCUGAGAUUGAAAUUUUCAUCCACUGCAAGAUUUUCAAACACAGUGUUUUUUCCCUUCUGCAUUCAUAUUAUGAAAUAUGUCUCAAAAGCUUGCUUUGAAGUGAGGCAUCCUUACUUCCUGGAAGUUUAUAGCUGCAUUUCCCUCAAAUGAGAACUGCUGCCACAUAGACUUAGAUGGAAUACAGUUCUCUCUUCGUUUUGUAACUCUUACAAAAGAGAGGAAUAGAAAAGGAGAUCUGGAAUCAUAGAAUCAUAGAAUCCUUAGAGUUGGAAGGGACCUUUAAGGGCAAUGUAGUCCAAUUCCCCAGCAGUGAAAAGGGACAUGCACAGCUAAAUGUGGUUGCUCAGAGCCUAGUCCAGCCUAGUCUUGAGUGUCUCCAGGGAUGGGGCAUGCACCACAUUUUGUUGCAACCUGUUCAGUGCCUCACCAUCCUUACUGUAAAAAAAGACUUUUUCCUUAUAUCCAACCUAAAUCUACCUUCUUUAAGUUUGAAACCAUUUCCUCUUGUCCUGUCACCACAGAGCCUGCUAAAAAGUCAGUCCCCUUCUUUAUUGUAGCUUCUGUUUAGACACUGAAAGGAAGGUGUUCAGACCUUUGGAUCAUUUCUGUGGCUCUCUUCUGGAUGUGCUCCAACAAGUCUGUGUCUCUUCCAUACUGAGGACUUUGCAUCUGGAUGAGGUGAGGUCUCUCCAGAAGAGAGUAGAGUGGCCAGAUUGCCUCCUUCACCCUGCCAGCCAUGCCUCUUUCAAUGCAGUUGGGUAUGGUUGGCCUUCUGGGCUUCAAGAGCACAGUGUUGUCUCAUGUUCAGCUUGCCACCCACCAGUACCUCCAAGUCAUUUUUGUCUGGGAAUUUUAGCAACAGAAUAACUUAAGUUUUUAAAAGAUCCAGAUUAUAUUUGCAAGGGGGAGGAUUUUCUUUCUAUGAAGAAAGGAUUCUUUUCAAAUGAAAGGAAGUGUUCUGUUACACCAGUGGUUUCUCAGUGCCACUAUGAAUAACCACACAUGGGUUUGAAUACAUUUUGUUGGCUAAAGAAGAGCAUUGUGAGUUGGAGAGUAUGCAGAAUGUAAAAUGUAUGGUGACAUCUGUGAGUGUAAAUUUAUAUAUAUAUAUGUAUGUAUGUAUACUUCAGAUUUGCAAAUAUGAGCACAAAAUAGGUUUGUAUGGUGCAAGAUAAGGAGCACUGAGGUUUAUACCCAGUUUUUUUUUUUUGUUGUUUUGUUUUCCAAUUAAUUUUCACAAUCUCUUUCACUCUCUUCUAAGUGAAAACCACCCAAAAAAUGGGACAGAACUCACCCCAAUAGUGAUAAAAAUUUUAUUGCUUUUUUUUUUUUUUUUUUUACUUUUUUGACCUCCUUCACCAAAAUGGCAAUAGAUGGUGUGUUGUGCAAAAAUUAAUCUCUUUAUUUUUGAAGAAAAUUUCCAUCUUGAAAAUUUUAUGAGUGAACUUACUUGCAAAUCUUAAAAGGCAGGAGGGAAAGGAUGAAACUAAUGAGAUGUAAGGAUGAGAGUUAAAACAAGUAAGAUCUGUUGAUAAUGUUUUGGCCUUACUGUUCUCUUAGCUGAACUUCUUGAUCUAAAAUUUAUCAGCAUAUUCCACAGCCCUUCAAAAUUCUGACUUGGAAUUUCCAUUUUUUAAAGUAAUCAGCAAAGCAGUUAGUACUCAGAAGUUAAUCAGAAGCAAAUUUGCAUGAAUUGUACACCGCAUGGCAACUCAAGUUAAACCAAAACUGUUUGUCGUGAAUAUGUUUGAGGCUACCCCAUCCAAAAAUGAGUAUCAUGCUGAGAAACACCAAAGUGUCAGAGUAUCAGAAAUAAACAUGAAAAUUCUCCAGGCAAUCUUAUAUGGUGAAUUAAUCUGUUAGCUCAUUGCGUCUCAUCUAAUUAUAUUGCUUUGUCUGUCCAAGUUUUUAGUAUUUUGUUUUCUAUGUUUACUAUGCCAUACCAAAGCUGUCUUAAGUACAAUUAUGAAGUAGUAGCCAUGGGUGGGGGAGUUUGUGGUUUCCAAGUCUGUUUUGAAAUGUGCAGUACUGUGUGCCAAAAAGGAGCACAUGUAUGACAGCAGUGCAACAGAGCAGCUGAAGGAACUUAUUUCUGCUAUUACCAAUUAGCAGUUUUGGUUAAACUUAAAAAUUCUUUCUACUCUUUCAACAUGCAAGAUGGAUUCUUCUGUGAUCUCUGCAACAUAUUCAAUGGUUGUCUAUCUUAGGUCUAAUUGCUAGCUUCCAUUACAGCAUCAGUAUAGUAAUAGAAGCUAAAUCAGACCAUGUCCUUUUGCCCCAGGACAAUAGAAAAAGUGCUGCUUUAAAAAAAAAAAAAAAAAAAAAUUUAAAAAAGUAGGUACUCAUGCAUUAAACUGCGGUGAAGAAAAAGUUACAUUCACUGAUUUGUUGCACUGCAGUUUUUGUAUUAGUAGUUUGCAGACUGUGUCUUGUGUAAACUUGUGUACAGACUAUCAAGAUCUAGAAGUCUUCGACUAAUGAGCACUAUUCAUCUUGAUUAUUUUUAACUUGUAUAUUUCUAAUCAUAUUUUUUUAACUUGGAUUGAUAGAAUGGGAAUUUAUUUUGCUGGAGGUAUUUUUAAGAUAAAGCUUCAUAUUAUCUUGUAAUAUCAAAUAGCUCAAUAUGCAUUUGUGUCUCAUUUGAAAAUAGUGCAUAUUGUAUUUGGUUUUAUACAAAAUAUUGAAUAGUGAGAAUUGUAAACAUGAAUUACGUAAAAUUAAAAAUAAUAAUCAGAA
Messenger RNA from Lagopus muta (rock ptarmigan), 6042 nucleotides. RefSeq names its product cell division cycle 14B (gene CDC14B). The coding region runs from base 707 to 2248 and encodes 513 amino acids. NCBI's taxonomy places the organism in Eukaryota, Metazoa, Chordata, Aves, Galliformes, Phasianidae. The transcript has 14 exons. Gene Ontology annotation, biological process: protein dephosphorylation; cilium assembly; regulation of exit from mitosis. Gene Ontology annotation, cellular component: centrosome; mitotic spindle; nucleolus. The record is from RefSeq and is a predicted model, not a curated record. Gene Ontology annotation, molecular function: protein serine/threonine phosphatase activity; protein tyrosine/serine/threonine phosphatase activity.